AUGAAUCCUGGAAAUAACCUUAAACCAACAAUCAUUAAUCGGAGUUCGUCUAAUUUAAAAAUACAAAAUGGCAAAAAAUCUCCCAUUAAUAUUUCCUAAAUUAUUAAGCAUGAUGCUAUUCUUUAUACAAAUAAUAAGUCACUAGAGGCAUCAUUUAGUUUACCUGAAAUUACAAAGAAAAACCCUUACGACUAAUCAUAGACUAAAACUUUAAAAUUGAAAAUGAAGGGCAUGAUUAAAUCUAAUACCAAGUCUAAUUUGCUAAAAACAUUAAAGACUAGACUUGAUAAUAAAUAAAAGCCCACUCAUGAAAACAUAGAUUCUGAAAACUCAAAAAUUUCAGUAUCAAAUUAGGAAGAGCAAUUGUAAAGAAGACUUGAUAGAAUUAAAAGGGACCUAGCACGGAUAUAAGUAAAUAGUAAUCAGGUACAGAAGUCUCUGAAUAAUAGCCAGAAGACAUUUAAGAUUAAAAACUUGCAGAAGCGUUCUCGGAAUAUUGAGGGAAAAAAUUACUAAACUAUGCAAGAGGAUCCAUUAUCUUAAUCUCUUGAAAUUAUAUAAAUAGAUGAAAGCUCUAGAUAAUUGCAGCAGUACUUAUUGUAAUCCUCAAAUGCGUUAGCAAACAAAUCCAGAGAGAAACUACCUAUUCCUAAAUAGCAUAAAGCUAAUAACUAUAUACAAUCGAAUUCACUCAAUAGUAGAAUAUCAAAGCAGGAUUAUGUAGCAUCUCCAUUUUUGAAUGUAAAUGAUAAAAAGUUCAGUUAUAUAUUGUAGGAUAACAGCCCUAGUCACUCCCAUAACCCAGAAAGACAAAUAUCUUUGAAUUUGAAUAGUAAAUAAGCUGAAUAUAUGGGAGAGUCUAGGGAAAAUAACAUAUUCAACUAAGAUAAAAUGUCAAGUAAAUUUUUAGCUCCAAUGAUGAAUCAGUCAUUCGACUAAAUUAGUCAAAUUGACAGAUAGUUAUCUGGUAACACUAACACAAGUGAAUUAAUCAGAAUAUAGUCUAAAGAUUUUAGCUAUAAGAGUUUCUUUCAUGAACUCAGAGGACUUAAUACUCCCUAAAAUGCUGAUUAUAAAGCCAACAAAUUCAAUACCAUUAAUAGCAAAUAUACUAAAAAUCCUAGUGAAAUAACCUAAUCAAUCAUUAAGGAGAACAACACAUCAGAAUUGAGAAGUUCGUAUUUAAUGUCCUCUCCCCAUAAAGUAAAGGAUGAAUUAGACUUGCAGACUAAUUUACUUUAAUUAGAUAUUAAGCCCUCAGUUAUUUUGGUUCAAUAAUAAGUAAAAUCAAAAUUUAGUAAUAAAGAUUUGAUUCAAAAAGUGUCAUCAUAAGAAGACUCCAUUAUUUUCGAGAGUGAAGAGAGAAAGGAAUCUAGAAGGUCUAAAAUCAGUAUAAUAAUAGAUGAGUAUUAAGAGAAAGGAAAUAUGGAAUCUUAAAAAUAGAUAAUGAAUAAGAUUAACUUAGAUGGUGUAAAUAGACAAUCACCUGAUGUCAUCCAUAGCCCUUCUUUAUAAUCAUAUAGCUCUAAAGAGCAUAUUAAAGUUGAUACAGAUGAAGAAUUCAAAACGAUGCUUUAGCCUUAAAAUCAGCCUUAGCCAUAUAGUAAGGAGCAACAACCUGUAAAAAAGAAAUCAACAAAAACAUUUAUUAAUGCGAAUGAGUCUAAUAGAUUUUAGUCUGAGAUGAGUUUUAAAGUAAGCAAAAAUCCAGAUAGCAAUACGAUUUCAAGGCAAGAAACUGAUCAGCAAUCAAUCAACAUCUCACAGUUUAAAGGAUUUAAUAAAGAACUGGCGCUUUAACUUAGCAUCAAACAGAUGAAUUUAAAAAGUAAAAUUAUCAAGGAAAAAUCUAGCACAGCCUUUGUUUAUACCUGCCUAUAAAUAUACAGAAUAAUGCUUAGGUUUAAUAACUAUGAUCUUUUGAUGAGACUAGUAAAGAACAGAUUUGUAAGAUUAGCUGUAAAGGCAUACAAACAAUAUUAGAUAAUUAAAAAAAGAAAAUCUUUGUUUAUUGAUACUGAAAAAGUCAAAGAGGAUAGAAGAAGGUCUAAAAAGCAAGUGCCAAAUUAUUUGCUAAAGAAACAAGCCACAUGGGCAGGCUAAGGGCGUAUCGGUGCAAUCAGCCCCUUGAUAUAAAUGAGUCGGCAUAAUGAUAGUAUUUCAAGACCCUCUAUUUCUAAGCGUAGUAUGACUGAUAGUGAAAUACCUAUGGGAACUCAAGAGGCACUCUACUGGUUUAAGUAGGCUUGCUUGACAUCAGCUAUAAUUGCCUUUGAAAAGCUUAAAGUCAAAAUUAUAUUCUCUAAUCAAAAUGCCAUAAUAGAUUAUUCACUAGAGCUGUUCAGGCAGAUGCUGAUGUAUAACUAUUAGAAUUUACUAUUUAAGCUUGUGAAAAAAAGAUUAGUUCAGAUGAGUGUUAAAAUUUACUAAGAAUAUGAGAGAUAGUGGGAACGUGAGACUAUAUUUCAGCUUUUUAGAAAAAGAAUUGUAAAGUUAGCUAUUAGCAUUUACUAUAAGUCAAGGAGUCAUGGAUCUCUAUCAAUCUUUAGAAAUAGAUUCAAUACUAGCAUUGACAAAACAUCUAUUGAUACUUAGGUAAUUUCACUCUCACAAAGAAUAUAAUAGGAAAACUUGGCUAAUAGCUAAUAAGCUUUUUAAAGAAAUCAAAAUUAAUUGAGUAUUUAGCAUUAACCCUAGCUUGAUACUAUAAUUUAAAAUCUGCCUUUAAAUCCAGAUGCUAUGGUCCUCAAAGUUAGCUAAGCAUUUUUACUGGAAUAUGAAUCAGAUGAGGAAGAUAAAUAGGACUCAACUUAGGUGGAUAAAUAAUAAUAAGAUCUAGAGUCUUCUCGAGAGCUCUCUAGCAUUGAUAGAAACUCCCUCAGAGAUUAAUAGCCAAGAUCAUCUAUUAGUUCUAACUUUUCUAAUGGUCUUUUGAUGGACUCAAUGAUGCUACAAUUCAAGAAAAUAGGUGAUCUAGAUAAUGCUUCAAUUCCUUAACUUAGAGAGAUAGAGAAGAAUAUUAUGCUGCAAUAGCAGCGCAUUUAGUAAGAAAUAUAGGAGAUUCAAGGCUCAUCAGAAUCUGGAGGAAAUAACAACAACAAUCUAUCUCAGAGAAUAUCCACAAAUUAUUAGACAACUACUUAGGGAUCUUAAAAUAACAUUACUUAAGGGAUAAAUAUAAAUUCAAAUAGCAACAUGAAUGCUGACUAUCCAAGAUUCAGCGACGUUGAGAAAUUUGAGUCAAGCAUCACUCCUAUUCCAUUUUCUAAAAACUCAACUGGAAUGAAUGUUAAUCCCAUAAUUUAAGUUACAUCUGUCCCAGUAUCAAGCUUUACAAAUGAUAAUAAUAGUCAUUAAUAGCAAUUUUAAUAAUCUCAGCAUGAGUAAUCUAAAAUGCCAUACCAGUAGACUGAUGAUGAAAUCAAGUAACAAAUUUUUAUGAACUAUGGAAAUGCAGAUUAAAUGCUAGAGGAAGAGUCUAGUUAGGACAGCAGCUCAACUUAUAGUAAGUAAAGUGUAAAAAGCGGUAGCAAUAGAUCGCACUCUUCAUUCGCUGCCUCGAGUAGAAGGUUAGAAGGAAGCAAAAGAAGCAUAAAUAAUAACUAGCAGAAAAGGUCUGAUCCAAAUCCAAAAAUAGACUCUUCGUUAAUAUAAAGUAAAUAGCAAACAACUCAAAUAAGGUAGUCUAUGGGUGAAAUAACUGCUCCAACCAAUAAAUUACUAGAAAAGAGUAUUAAUAACGGUAGUAGUUCAAAUAGAAAGAAGACUAUCAAUCAAAACUAUCAAGAAAACAUUGUUAUAAAAAAAUAAACUGAUAAGUCAAUAUCGAGGUUUUCUCUUAAUCUAAACAACCAAAACUAGUAGAGGUUACCUUCUUCAGCAGUGUCUAAUCAUGGAGGUUUAAGUGGAAUUCAAGGAGUCUCUCCUAAUCAUGGAUAAAAUUCAAUGAAUAGAGUUUCCUAGGUAAACGAACCUAAAUAACUGAAUAACACAAUUGGCAUAUAAAUAAAAGGCACUCGAAAUAAUUCUUCUAAUGAGUAAAAUACCAAUGCCAAUGCAUUGAACUCAUCUAACCAUGCUGGAAAAUCCCCAAGGCUGAGUAAAACAAUGGGUCUAGUUUCGCAAAAGAAGCCAAAAGAAGAGGUGGUAAAGCUGUUUAAAAUGUUUAAAGAUUUGGAUUUGUAAAGAUAGCAAAUGAUUCUGAGAGCACUUGAGCCACAUCUAAUAGCUAAGACUAAAAAACAUGGAAAUUUACCUAGGUUUGAUAUUAAGAUGAAGCGAUAUUCUGAUUUCAUAAAUAGAUCAACAGAUAAUCAAUGA
Molecule: messenger RNA, 4320 nt
Organism: Stylonychia lemnae
Lineage: Eukaryota; Ciliophora; Spirotrichea; Sporadotrichida; Oxytrichidae
Source: the annotation of a GenBank genome assembly